GUACAGUAUUAGUACUAAAUUUUCCAUUCAUGGUGUUUUUGUUGUCUCUCAAACACGCAGGCGGCGGUAUUUUGGCUCUCCUCGGGGUUUAAUCCGAUAUAUUAUUCCGAUUUUUUCGGUAGUGCGACAGGUUAACCGUGUGCUAUUCCUUGCGAAAAGUGUUCUUCAGCGGCCAGUGCAUCGUUUUCGAGUGGAAUUCAGAUUUCUAAUCAAGGGCGUUUGGAGUUCGCGUUUAGGCGAAACCGAGUCCGGAAAGCGCUGUGGUGGUUUCUUUCGGCUUGAAAGCUAAGACAGCGUCAGCUGCUUAGUGUGGGCACAUUUCGUAGGGGGUUACAGAGAAAAGGAAGAAAACUUGUUUGAAUUCAGAAGAAGAAAAGUAAAAAAACGGACUAAACGGAGUAAAACAAUACGGCGAGGAGUAAAAACUCCUAAACUUUGUUCCAGAAGAAAAUAAUAACCGAGCUUCAGACAAAACGACUAUUCUACUAACACGCCUUGAUAUUUGCGGUGCUUUCGGCAGUAGCAUAAAGAACAACAGCAACAACAGCAUGGGUGACGCUAUCAACUUUGGACCCGCGUGGCUGCGUAAAGUUGCUACUUUCGAUAGUAACGCUGUGAGCAGCAUCGGUGGACCACCCCAUAGUAACAUCAAUAAUAACACCAGCAGCAGCAGCACCACUAAUAAUCAGACGAUCAUCAGUAACAAUAAUAACAACAAUAGUAGCAGCUCGAUCUCGGCUGGUGGUGGGGGUGGAUCGACUAGUUCAUCGGCUGCCAAUGCAGCAGCAGCAGCUGCUGCUGCCGCCGCCGCUGCGGCAGCCGCAACCACAACGACCCGAUACGCAUUGGCCGAGUUUAGGUAUGGGAGGGAGGAGAUGCUGGCACUAUUCGACGUGAAAGCGGUUAAGACGCCAGAGAUAUUGGUUAACUUCAAAAACCUGUAUGUUGAGAAGCCCCAGUGUCCUCUGGCGUUAACCCCUUGUACUGACGACGAUGUGGUACCGGAACCGGAUACCAGGCGUACUUGGCAGUCCAGAAGUAUUUCGUUAGGCGUGCCAGGACGUGGUGCCCGGGGCGGUUCAGUGGACCGAGGAAGAGGUCGUGGUAGAGGGCUCUAUCUCGGGUACCAAAGGUCGACCUCUUACUACGACGAUGAGUCCAGAAGCGUGGGAAGAGGUGAACGACCAUGGCUGGAACGCAACGGUACCGGUGGGACCCUCAGCGGCAGCGGCGGCGGUAGUGGAGGUGGUAGCAGUGGCGGCGGCGGCGGCGCUGGAAGCGAAGUGGAUUGGAAUAGUUCCGCGUCAUCACCCCGCAAGGAGUUCGGGGUACGGGCCCGGACCGCCAACAUGGAAAGUUGGCGCCGGGUUCGUCCAGAUGAUGAACCAAGUGCCACCGAUUGGCGCAGUGGCAGUUUGAAUACGUCCGGAUUGUCCACCGGUUCGAGCUUGCGGGACAAGUGGUCACGUUCGACUAGCUGGCGCGAAGAGGAUAGAGGAACGAGCGAUGGUUCGGGGAUGGUCCGAUCUGGGAAUAGUUUGCAUUCUUCGGCAAGCAGUGAACGGAUCAGUUCAUCAUCUGGGGCAUAUAAACCGCGGCUGUCGGCAUUGAGCGGCGGUGGUGUGAGUGAUUUAAAUACUAGUGGAGGAGGCGGUGGCGGUGGAGAACGGAUAAGUGCAUUGCGGCGAAAUUGGGAUCCGGAGGACCAGCUUCCCGAGUGGGCAACAGAGAAUCCCUCGGAUUACGGUGGAAGCUUUGAUGCUAGUGGGGCGUUCCAUGAUUCCGAUAAUGACGUCGAUGGCAGGUUAGAGGACGACAGUAGUAAGGCGAAUCAUGUAGACAGGAAGACAGGUUCGGAUACGAGUUCUAGGAAGAGUGUUUCUUCAAAAGAAGGAAGUGCACCUAAGGAUGAACUGCCUAAUCACGUAUCGGAUAAGGAUGAAUUGCUACCGGAACCCAAAAAGGAGAGCACUAAAGAAGAACGUCGUGAGGUAGACCAAAAAGAUGAAGUUGAGUCCAGUAGAUCGAAAGAGGAUUCAUUAAGUGGAAAGGCACUUUCGUCAUCCCGUGAAUCUAUUAAUUCACAUCCUUCGUCUGUGGAAGCUCCCAAGGUAACCCAGGAAAUGGUGAUCGAAAGUGACAUCCCUAAACCAACCACUAACAACAGCAGUAACAUUCUGAACAAUGCUAAAUCCAACGAAUCUGGCAGUCAUAGCAUCGAGGCACAGCCCAGUGACGAACCGAAGAAGUCCGCGUCCAGCUCUAGUGUUGAUCGUAUGCAAGAAGUGGCCGAUGAUAUGGUUGCACAGUUAAUCAUGGACGAUGAAUAUACGGGUGGUAAUGACAUGGAUCCUACUCCAGUACCCCGAUCCAUCGACAAAUCGCCUGUUCUGGAUUCGCAAAUUCCGAUGAACUUACUGCUUCCGAAAGAUCCUGUAGCAAUGCAGCAGCUAUUCGGAGGAAAUGGCGGUAGUGCAAAUCGAAACAUGCUUCUUUCGGAUGUUAAUCGAUCUAUGUUGCAUGGCGUUGGGCCACAAAUGCCAUCUUUGCAUCCAGGAACGGAUAUUUGGUAUUACAGGGAUCCACAGGGUAAAGUUCAGGGUCCGUUCCCAGCGUCAGAAAUGACCGAGUGGUAUCGGGCGGGAUAUUUCGACGAUUCUCUCUCGGUGCGUCGAGCAUGCGACGAAAUAUACACGACUUUGGGGACGCUUGUAGCGCUCUGCAGCGGUGCCAUUCCAUUUUUGAACUCGAUGAAUAUACCACCGAUUAAGAGCAAUACUGUUAACUCAAAGCAACAGUCACAACCUUCUCCAGCUCCGACUAGCUCAUUCCAGCAACAAAAACCUGCCUCUACACUUCAGCACCUUCAUCAGCAAAAUCAGCCACUUGAUACAGACCUCUCAGCUCAGUUCCAGUUCACCAAAAAGCUUAAUCUUCUUAGGCAGCAAAGUAUCGUGAUGCAGAAACUAGAACAGUUCGAAAACUGGCGACUACUCACUCCGGAUCAGCAAAAUGCCAUCAUCGCUCAACAUGUGGCACAGCUGCAGUUGAGUGAAAGCAUGUUGAUAUCCCCAUCGCUUCCACCGCCAACCAGCUCAACGAACCCCCCGAAUUCGGCAAGUAUUUUCGGUGGUGUUGUGCCCCAACAAGAAUCGCUAGUCAAUCUCAAACAGGCGCAACAACAGCAUACCCAACAACAGGCUCAAGUACAGCAACAAUCACAACCACAACCCAGUCCUCAUCCCGUACUAGAACAGUUGCAAAAGUCCAACAGCCUGAACAGUCCGUUCCAGAAAAUGUCGAUACCCGAUUUCGGACAAUCCCAAACCGGACGGCCCAUGCUUGGCAACCUUAACGUCGAUCCUAUUGCCGGCCACGACAGUCUGGGACAGCUGAUUCAUAGCAUUAAUUUUAACCACCAACCUUCAGUACAAAACCUUCCGCUUAGCGCCAGCAUGCUGCUGAAACAUAAUAUGAUGAGUAACAUGACGACACAAUCCCAUCAGCAGCAGCAGCAGCAACAACAACAUCAAUCGCAACAACCACCCAUACCUAAAUCGAACAUAGAAAACGAUCCAAUUCAGUCGUUGUUGAUGCAACUAUCGAUGCAUAAACAGCAGCAGCAACCACCAUCAGCUCAACCAGCAAAGGCACCAGUGGAACUGAUGUCACCGUGGUUACAAACGCAAUCAAUGCCACAGCAUCAGUCAAGUUUACGCCCGCUGAGUAGUGGAUGGGGCGACCUGCCAGCGACGAGUGCAUCCUCGUUUGGUUCGUUAAUAACCCCACAACCGCCCCAAUCUCAGCCGCAGCCACAUUUGGGUGGUGGUCAUCCACUGAGCAAUGCAAAUGUUGCCAAUGAACCACAGGCCCCAUCGGUUGUUUCGCUGUUUAAGCACCACCAACAGGCCGAAAAGCAGAAUCAAGAGAAACUAAUCUCUGAGUCUCAACAACAGAAGCAGCAACAACAUCUGCCACAGCAUCAUCCACAACAACAACAACAGCAGCAGCAGCAGCAACAACAACAGUUGCACCACCAACAACAGUUGCAGCAACAAACCCAACAUCAUCAUCAUCAGCAACAACAACAACAACAGCUGCAACAGCAACAACACCAGCAGCAGCAAGCAAAUCAUCAACCAAAUCAGCAAUUCGAACGUACUCCGCAGAAGCAACCAAUGGAAAGCAUUGUCACUCAGCAACAAUACGCUCCGAAACCUGCCAAAGAGGACAGAAAGGAGCAGGAACAUUUCCAUCAGCAACAGCAAACCCAACAGCAACAGCAUCAAGCUCAUCAUUUCCAACAGACUGUCAAAGUAGAGAAGCAGCAAGUUACAAAAUCGAACAACAAGAUGGUUAACAACGUAGAUGUUGAAGAGCAGCUCGUUGCUGCUGCAAGCAAGACUGCCCCACAAAAGGGGAACAAAAAGCAACAUACAAAUCAGCAGCAACAGCAGCAUAAACAACAUCACCUGGAUGAUGAGCAAGGAGAAUUUAUCAAUCUUAAGAAAGAGAUGGAGGAAAAGAAACGACAAAAGGAGCUGAAGAAGCAGCAACAGGAAGAAAUCAAACGGAAGCAGCUUGAGGAAAAAAAGAAACAGGAAGAGAUGGAAGCUCAGAAAAAGGCUAAACUUCUAGAAGCUCAACGUCGUGAGGCUCAUAAGAUACAAGAACAGCAACCGCAACAACAACAACAACAGCAAGCUCCACCACAGCGCCCUGCUACCAAGGUUGCUCCGUGGUCUGCUUCCUCUGCCGAAACUGUUAAUAGCGGACCAAGCCUAGCAGAAAUACAAAAGGCAGAACGUGAACGUCGUGCCGCUUUGGUUCGUCAGGAGCAAUCGCUUCGGGAACAGCAACAACAGCAGGAAAUGGUUGAACUUCAAUCCCAGCUCGACAGUAAGCUUAAAUGGAACCCCCAGAAUUUGAUGCCUCAAAACAUCAAGUCUCUGGCGGAGAUUCAGGCCGAGGAAGCCGCCUCUGCGGAGCGUGCUCGUGAGAAAAAUGCCGCUGCCAUCACUGCGGCUGCCAUUGCAGCUUCCUCUUCGAAGCCUUCGAAGAAAGAUGAUUUGCUUGGAACGGCCGUCUGGCAGAGCCAUGGCAACGUCCUAACCUGGAACACUGCCAAACUUUGGGGAAACUCUGGCGACGAACAGAACAAUGUUAGCUCUGGAGGUUUCUGGGAGGAACCAAAUCCUUCUGCUAAGAACGGCCGUCAAAAGCAGAAUCACCAGCAGUCGGCUCACCAUCAACAACAGCAGCAGCAGCAACAGUCGCAGAACCAGAAGCAAAUGUUGAGCAAGAGCAAAACAAUGGGAAGCAUCUCGACUGCUUCGUCUUCGAAUGCUGUAGCAGCUGCCAAGCAGCAACAGCAGAAGAGUCAUCAUCAGCAACAGCAGCAGCACCAGCACCAACAGCAGGGUCGGAAUGCGAUUGCUAACAAGGGUUCGGGUGCUGGAAAAAAUGCUACUGGUUUCACUGGUGCCGGAGGCGAAAGAAAGGAGCGCGUAUCGGCGUCUGAUCAGACUAGUGAGUUCACCGGAUGGUGCACUCGUGCGCUUAUUUCGCUGAACAGCAACGUUGAUAUUCCGACAUUCGUUGGUUUUCUGCAGGAUAUCGAGUCACCAUUCGAGGUGAAGGACUACAUUCGAUUGUAUCUUGGCGAAACGAAAGAAUGCUCCGAGUUUGCCAAGCAAUUCCUGGAGAGACGCUCCAAGUACAAGAAUCUGAUGCGCCAAAAGAAUGCACACAUUGACGAUAUGUGCAAGCCCGCUCCGGCCAUCAAUCCCUCGUCCAACGAUUUCCAGGAAAUAAAGGGCAAAGGUAAGAAAGUGAAGAAAAACAAAAUGACCAAGCUCGAUAAUCGAAUUCUGGGCUUUUCGGUGACCGCUGCCCCGGACCGCCUGAAUGUGGGUGAUCGCGACUACGGCGAUAAUGCCUAAGUCGUCACCCUUUCCCCCUCCUACUAUACACACAGGCUAAGGAGAAAAACACACAUUUAGCAAUAAGUCAGAGAGGAAUUUUUUUUUCUUCGUUCUUGUUCAAGCAGCAGCACCACAGCAAAGUAAUUUCGUUAGCAAGCAAAAAUAGUUUAGCAUUCCCGGCCGGGCGUUCGUUAGAACGGAUAACAAAAAGUAAUAGUUUGAAGCCUGAAUGGUGACAAUAGCUCGCAAACAAGAAUCCAGCAUAGCCAAUGAAUCACAUUGUAGCUUCGAGCGCCGAGAUAUAAUUUCAAUGUAUGUUUGGAAAUUUUAAACCCUAUUUAUCAUUUUGAAUUGUAGAAGAGGAUCUGAAAUUUUGUGUUUCCCGAGCUAGGUUCCCCUUCACACAUUUCUGUAUUUCACUGUCAACGAGUUAAGGUUUAGUUAAUUGUUUCGUUUUCUGGAUUAGAAUUUAUUGUUUGCGUUUCUAAUACAAUAGGAUUCAAUACAAAUGCAAAACCGUAGAAUCGAUUCUGAGCUGGUUUUCAUGCGAGAACUACUUGCAAGACGCUAGAAGACGGGAACAGCUGAAUUCAGCCCAUGUUUUGAUGUGUAAUAGACCGGAAUUGGUUUACCAACGCGUGUGAAAAUGAUGUAUAAAAGAAAAUUUAAUUUAUUUCUGCAGAAGAGUUUUUUUUGUUGAUAUUUGCCACCACAAAACCGAAAAGUUCCGGUUGUUUGAUGGUUUUAACGUAGAAGGGUGACUCGUCAGCAUACCGAGAAGAAAAAGGUGAAUAAUAUUUUGUAUAGGUAUUUUGUGCCUUUCAUGUCCAAAGGUUAUUUUUGGGCAAUAUUCUAAUCGCUUAAUUGUGCCAAAUAAACGAAAAACGUAUCUACUUAAAGUCUUGCAUAAAAAGCUUUGACUCGGUUCCUUGAAGUUUACUCGGAGGUUCUCAACAUAAGUUUGGUGUUGUGCUUCAUGAAUCCUCGGUACCACAUAUGACCAGCCUUCGCAUUCUUAUUUCAACUUUCAGGAUAUUCGACUUUGAGUUUGACUGCCAACUGAUACGCCAAUUCCUUCCAUUCAUCACUACUGAGGUCCUAAUAACGAUUGAUAUACUUCAGGAUAUACGCCACGAGGUCUUUUCUUGCGUGGGAAGAAAAAUUGGAAAAAAAUAAAUUAGAAAUUACAAUAAUGUACAUACCAUCUUCGACGGAAUGUGCAUAUUAGAAAUGCAGAUGAAUUUCAACAAAUCAACAGCACUUACGGUGAAAAUAUCGGUUAAAUGAUUGAAAAUUUUUUUUCACAUGACGGAUCAACGUGAUCCUAACGAGUCCUUAUUUCCGGGUAGCCGCUCGUAGGAUAGUUUUCUUCAACUAUUUAUCGUUAUUGGCAUCCAAUAUCGCAUCAAAGUAUAUUUCUUUGGAUGUGGUUGCAACGGUUCUUUUUUGUAAAGUUGUCACACGAAUUGUGCGCGCUGGUCAGGGUUGAAAUUCCGAAAGCAAAAAAAAUCUGAUUUUACCGAAAAGGCCGCGGGCUCAAAAAUUUUCGUUAAUUUUUGUUUUGUAUGGGAAAAUGACUUAACCGUUGCAUUGACCCCGAAUCUAUCCUCGUUGAUUAUAGUGUUCUAUACUUGAUCCAUAUCUGAAGAACUAUUCCAUCUAUUUUUUUCAUAAAAUAAAUCGUUCCAAUCCAAAUAGUUCAAAGUUAAGUUUAUUAAUUAUUGAUCUACCUUAAAUUAUAUAUGAUUCGUUUGAAGCUAUCUAAGUGUAACUUAUUUUGAUCCUCUCAAUAUCAAUGACUGUCUUUUGAAGACUAAAAAUUUAACAUCUAUAUUUACGCAAACGUUGGAAAUAGUUUUAAUUCUCAAGAAAUAAAAGUUCUGGGUAAAUGACCAUCAGUUUAAAACCCAUAAUAAACAAAUAACAAUUACAAAUUACAAGUUUUCGCACGUUUCACCACAAAUUGGACCUCCACAUAAUUGUACACCCUUCUUUGAGGACGUACGUACUACAAUGGUGCAAAAAUCGAAAACGAACUACACCGUGUACUAAAUCUUGACAAAAACAAAUCAGCAGUACUGUAACAAUAUUCUACAUAAACUGAUUUAUUUUCAUGACGAUCUAACACACGGUAUGGGAAAAACUGAUUUUUCAGACUGGUGGUAUCCAACGGGGAAAACAGAUCGAAAUGGUGAGGAUUCGAACCUGCAACCCUUGAGACUUCGGUCCAAUGCUUUCGCUUAACUCACCAUUUCGAUCUGUUGUCCCCGUUGGGUACCACCAAAAAGUCUUAAAUAAGGUUCGCUCCCGCCAUACCUCAGUUAACUUGGCAAGGAACCAGAAAUCGACAGCCUUCAUUAGCUCUGUCACCCACCGAAGCACGAUGAUGAACUAAAAUUGAGCUAAAAUUAGACAACAGACGAUGAUAAAAACCCUGGCCUUGGUAUCUAGCGGGAAAUCUAAUGUGUUGGGUGGCAGCUGCGGUUGUGUAAUCUCGCUUUAGAGAUAGGAUACGAUCACUGUUGCGAUAAUCAUGAGUUCUUUCUGAGACGUCAUCAUAUCCCAGGGAUGGCAUAAGGGUUUGUGCAUUGGGCUGGAAUCCCAAGGGUUGCAUGUUCGAAUUUUUAUUCUGGCGGGAUUAUUACAGAUCAUUACUUUCACUUAAGUUAUCAUUUCGAUCUAUUUUCCCCAUUGGAUACCACCAAAAAGUCUUAAAUAAGGUAUUGUCGAAUCAACUGAGAGUCUUCGGUGCACUUAUUUAUAAUAACUCAAUAAAUAAGGACUCGUACACUUGUGUGAUAGUCCAACUAGGUGUGAAGUUGCUAUUACCCUUUAAAUUACUUUUUACCAUUCAUCCUUGAGUAAACACAAUACGGAAACGAAUGAUGGAUUUUCAGUCUGCAAAGCAACAUUAAAACUUUUGAGUAAAGUUAGGCUCUGUGGUGGCACAUAAAAUUCCAAUAAUAACAAUAAUACACAAUAAGGUCAUAACACAGAAGAGCAAAAUAGAAAAAUAGUAUAAUUGAUUAGGGGUUGCCAACCUAAUAGAUAAUAAAAAAACAAACCAUAAAAAAAUCUACUAAAUGCAUUUUAGAAAACGAGAAAAAAGCAAAUUAAAAUAUUGUAAAUGUGUGUUUUUCGAACCGCGCAGCCGCCUCGCGGUGGGGCGGAAAAUAAAAAAAAAACAAAAACCUGUGUGGUGUGGGAGGAGGCUACCUAGACCCAGUUUUAAGUUGAUGAAUAAACAACAAUAAAAAAAACAAAAUCGACAACUGUUAUUGCAAACUAUUACUACAUCUAUAGCUACUAUUAGGGAUAGGAGACAAAGAAGCGCAGGAAGCAACCAACAACUAGCCAUUUUUGAGUAAGAAGGAACCGAGAGGAGCAACUGAAUAAAGCAACAUAGUUAUCGCGCAGAGCCUUAUGAAGGUACGUACGUGACGGUGAAUAAUAAAGGAUGAGCUAGCCAAGCCAGCAAAAACCAAAAGAAUCACUGAAAUAAAAAAAAAUAGAGCUUCCAUCGAAUUGCGAAACACCAUCUUGUGAGCGUAGAGCAGACGAGGGAAAACUCAAUGAAAAAAAAAACAUCAACGUUGACACUAUUGCUACCAAGAGCUAUUGUUUUCUUUCAUUCGAUUUAUAAGCUGGGGUUCGGAGGCAGUUGAAAGAGAGGUAUUAUUUAAUCCUGAUCGAGCAGAAAGCUGAAGAAUUAAGCUAUUAUAAAAUAAAACAGAAAAAAAAUUGAAGACGAAUAACAAACACUACAUAUAAAACAAGUUUUGAUGAUGAUGAUGAUGAUGCUGAUUGAUUGUUUUACUAUAUUUGUUUACUAUUAUCCUUAUUAUACACCAACCAUUUUUUCUUUCUAUUGAAUAAUGGACUUGAUCCGGAUAAAAAAAACGUCUGGGUUCGGCAUCGAAACAAUGCGUAAGGGAAACGCAGAAGAAAAUGAAGAAGACGGGGGUUCUUUUCCCAAGAGAAGGAAACACUGUAAUUAGACGAAGAUAGAGGGGGAAAGAAAAAAAAUGAUAAUUUACACAAUUUCGUAUAUAAAGAAGGAAUAAAAAUUAGAAGUUAUAUAUCCUUGAAAAUUAAUCUAA
Messenger RNA from Topomyia yanbarensis, 10024 nucleotides. It is a transcript of the gene Gyf, whose product is annotated as GIGYF family protein Gyf. The record is from RefSeq and is a predicted model, not a curated record. NCBI's taxonomy places the organism in Eukaryota, Metazoa, Arthropoda, Insecta, Diptera, Culicidae. The transcript is spliced from 8 exons. Bases 549 to 5942 code for a protein of 1797 amino acids. Gene Ontology annotation, molecular function: protein binding.